Molecule: messenger RNA, 8528 nt
Organism: Paramuricea clavata
Lineage: Eukaryota; Metazoa; Cnidaria; Anthozoa; Malacalcyonacea; Plexauridae
Source: the annotation of a GenBank genome assembly
UGACUGGCAUAUGUGGAACACCUGACGACGACUGCAGUGUAUUUGCUACAUGUGCUGACACAAGACCAGGAACCUAUAACUGCACCUGUAACAAAGGAUAUACUGGAAAUGGGAAAAUAUGCAAAGGUCUAUACAAUUAUCUAACAGAAGGUUCUGUUAGAAAGAUGUGUAAUAAUGUUCGAGUUGCUUUCAUAACAUCAGUAUUUAUAUGGAUUGAACCACAUAAAAUCAAAGUAAUAUAUUUCUGAGAAUGAGGAUAAAAAACCGAACCCUAACCAUGCUCAAGGGAGUCAAGGCAGCUAAUAUAUGUACAGACCGCAGCACCCAAAUUAUAUUGUUCCAGGUAUUACAACAUUUGUACAUUCAAUUGACGACUUGUUAAUUUUUUGCUCUAGGUGUAACCGUCAAUUUUACAAAGAAAGCUUACAGUGGCAAAGAGGGUGAGCCAGCUUUACCCGAAAUUAUUGUUAGUGCAGGGAAUAUAAGUGAACCGAUAACUAUAAGGUAAGGAAAUUCUACAAAGAUACAACAUUCUUCCAAAUUAUACCGUUUCCGUAAGAUACACUUAUUGAUUGGUUUAACAGAUAAUCCAACCUGCUAUUUUACCAGCUUCGAACGUAUUUUCCGGGCCCUGACACGACGAGAAAAAAAUGUGAGAAACAGGUAUAAAAUACAAGACAGACUUGUACGUGAAACCGUUUGAAUCGGAUUUUUAUAUACAUCAAUAUUUUGAAAAAUAAAACAAGUAUUUCGGAACCCGCAUUAAUUAAGUAAAAAAUAAAAGUGGAUGAGGGGUUACGGAACCCCUCCCACCCUGGAUGUGAAUAUAUCCCAUGAAUAUGUGAAUAUGUCUCUCAUCGUUUCUAAACUGCAUUCUCUACAUAUUCCCUGCAUACGGUCUUUUUCUUUCCUUAUUAACUUACUCAUAAUUUUAUUUAGAGACUGUACUUUCCAACGAUCUUGGAAAAUGCCCAUUGUUAGGAAAACAAAUUACCAUAAAAAGUACCUGUCAUAAUACAAGUUUACUUUCUUUAACAGUGUUACUCCAAGUGCAAAGACAGCUGGAGAUGAUGAUUUUGUUCCUCAAACCGUGGAUGUCACUUUUGAACCGGGCGAGACUGGUCCAAAGUUGAUCCCCAUUAACAUCAUAGAUGAUGAUGUUGUUGAAUCCAAAGAAGAAUUUACAGUCACCAUGUCAUCUUCCUCACCUGGGGUAACAGUUGGUGAACCUGCAACUGUGAUCAUUAAAGAUAAUGAUAAGUCAGGUAGGCUUUACACAACAUGAAAUGCUCUCCAAACAUAUAGCUUCUAUACUUAUCUCUCGCAAAACUUAAAGUCGAUAUUUUCUUCUCCGUCCAUCACGAGCUUCCUUUAAUGGCACAGGACUGUUACUGUCGUUCCAAGAACUUGAUCAAAUGAAUUGGUCAGCCUAGCUGAGGUAAUGUAUUGAAUCAAUAUUUGAGGAACACUUCAAUUGGAACGACAGUAAGUUUCGAAUGCCACAGGAAAUAGUUGUUGUUGCUCUCAUUAUAUCACAAAGAGAUUCUGCCCAGGUAACCACUGACAAAACUAUUAUUACCAUUUUGAAACAUUUUCAAUAAUACUCUGAAAAGUAAAAUGUUGUUCUCGUACAAUGUAAACGCAAUUUGAUCAUUUGCUAACUCGGAAUUUAAUUAAACCAUGGUGGCUACAUCCACGGACAGUUACUAGGUUACAAACAUAAUGCAACUGAAAGUUAUGUUAAGUGCUUCUUCAUUCAUAUUGCUUUCAUUAGAAAUCAGAAUAUGUGGAACUCCACAAGAAGACUGCAUUGAAUUUGCGACAUUAUUGUAUGAUUUACUUGAUUUUAGUUGUAAAGACUACUUUGGUUGGAAAAAAUUAGCUCUUUCCCCAAAGAUUUUGUUUUUCUAAUUAGUUUCUCUUUUGCCUUCCCAAGUAAUCAAAAUAUGUGGAACUCCACAAGAAGACUGCAGUGUAUUUGCUACAUGUGCUGACACGGCACCAGGAGCGUUUACCUGUACCUGUAACGAAGGAUAUACUGGACGGAUGGGAAAACUUGUCAAGGCACGAUUUUGGGAUCUAAUUUUAAAACAAAGCGUUUGCUGUACCUCAUCGCCAGAUCAAAAUUCAUUUUUGGUGUAAAGUUUCUUCGAAACUUUAUUGUGAUGAGUGCAUGGGGAAAAUUCAAACGAGUCAGUCAGUCAUUCAUUCAGUCGUAGAGUAAACUUUCCGGGGGGUGUAUACGAUUUAUGUUCGUAGUGAUUUAUUGUACUUAGUCAGUGUUUUAAAGGUUAUUUAGGCAAUUUCAGUUGUCUUUUUUGAAUAUUCUUUUGUCUCUUUGCCAAGUUCAUAAAAAUUUCGAGGAAUUGUUGUCGUUAUUGUAAAUUUUUGUAAACUUUAUAAUAAUCGCUUCUCAUGUUGUGUAAAGGAUCUUUUCGCCGGAACACCCGAUUUUUUCUUUAGCAGCGCAAAUGCGCAUUGGCUAUUAAUAGGCCGUAGAUGACGAUGCUUGGAAGGAUCUCAGAUGUGAAUAUUGAGUAAAUCUUUGAGAAUCUACGCAAUAUAUAAAUUGAUGUUAUGCAUUACGGGCAUUCAAUCAAGUACCGAUAUUAUUUAGACGGUAUAUUCAUUAUACAGAGCUAGGAAAGAGCGAGACAGUGCAUCUGUUCAAAUGUGUAAACAUUUCAGACCUAGUGAGAUGUAUAAAACAUUGAGAAAAUCUUUGAGAUUCUAGCCUCUAGCCUCUAGGCAUUCAAUUAAGUGCCGAUAUUAUUUUGACGGUAUACUCAUUAUACAGAGCUGGGAAGGAGCGAGACAUUUCAAAUCUAUAAACAUUUCAGACAUAAAUAUUGAGAAAAUCCUUGAGAUUCUACGCAAUAUAUAAAUUGAUGUUUAUAUGCAUUAUAUAUUAUGUGCCGCAGUGCCGAUAUUAUUUAUACCGUAUAUUCAUUAUAAUCGACUCUAUAAUAAACCACAGAAUAGAUGGCUACACUCAGUACAAAGAGCGAAAAAUUUCAUCAGAUCAGUAGAGCGUAAACGACUAUUUAAUUAAGGAAAGCCUAGGGAAGCCUCACAUAUCGAUUUUGUCCACGAGAAACGUCAUAUGUUCGUUUCUCUAGAGACCCCCAUCCCCCCCUUAAAAACGUCAACAGAUAGUUAUCGAUAUUUUGUUCUUUAAUAUAGUACACAUAAGGUAAUUUUCUUCUAUUGAAUUUGACUGGUCGUCGAGACAGUUGAAUUUAAAUUACUUUAAGGAGUCUUAUCCCAGGCGCACAAGAUCCGAUGGUAGUCGUUCGACUAUGGUUUAAGCCAGUUUUCCACUUUAAAAUAUUGACAGUUUUUAUAGCGCAUUUUUCUUGAAAUUUGAGUGUUUUCAAUGCAAGGAAGGCGUAAUAUUAUAAAUGUAUAGAACAGGUAUGGUAUUACGAAUGUAUAGACUGGUGUUUGUAUCAAGUUGUUUUCUUUUUUAUAUUCUGCAAAGAUGAUUCCGAAAUGUUAAGGCUUUCGAAAAAACUAUCGAAUUUUCCCACAAUGUUUUGCAGAGAAACGUCACAGCUGAAAACGGACCCCCACCCCCAAACGAACAUAUGACGUUUCUCGUGGACAAAAUCGAUAUGUGAGGCUUCCCUAAACAAGCGGGCGUUGUAUCAUUGUAUGGCGUUUAUAUGGCAUUUACGAAGAAAAUAACUUGCGAGACUAAAGAAAAUCUCUUGACUCGUCAGCUCUUUAUUUAAAGUUUAAACGAGGAGAUAGCCAACGUGUUAUCGCCAAUCGCUUGAUUUGCCAGCAAGCUUUAUGCAACAGAAGAAAAAGGCAAAGAGGUGGCCAACGUGUACAACGCCAAUGGCGCGAACUCGUGUGUUCAGUACAAAGAGAACUCUACUAGAUCUUACAAGAAUCUAUCUGUAUCAAAGCUUGUCAAAACUGUGAAACUAUUAAAAUCUACAGUGACAUUAUUGAAUACAUGCGAAUUAGGAAAAGCUGAAAGUACUCAUGAAACACAACGUGACCUUGAGAAUAAGUCAAAGGUCAAUGAGGCUUGUUAUUGUGAAACAUGUCACAAUUAUGUUAAAAUGCGGAAGCGGAUGCGAAAUGGAGCGGAUCCACGGAACGGAUAAGGGAAUAAAAUGCGGAACGGAGCGAAUGGGGAUAAAAUGCGAGUUUUUUCGCCUAUUUUUUACGUUUCUGUGUUUUCGAUUUAUAUUUUUUGUAAUGGAAUGUAACGUCGUAAUGCUUGUCAUAUAACAUAACAUAUCUUAUACAGCUAUUUCAAAUAAAGUUGUCACUGAGACAAUAGUCAAAUGUGCAAUAUGGGCGCUAAAAGGAUGAUGGGAAUAGUUUUAAAUAAGUUUAUGCAAAUGAAGUUUAGAAGAUUAAAAAUUUGGUUGAUGAUAAAGUUCUAGGUUGUCGGCGACCCUAUAUAUAGUUCUUGCAGUGUCUUUGUCAAUUUGAAACUUUACACUAUCCUUGGAUCCCUAGUUGUCUAAUUAUACAUAGUGAUGUAUUGUACGUAUCAAUGUAUACUGUUUUUAUGUUGUUGUUUAGUAGUGUACGGUGAUCUUAUGUAUAGUAUUUGUGGUGUGGUUUGUUUUGUGUAGUGAAAGGUUGGGGAGGGGAGGAUGCUAAUCGUCCUUGCUUGUAGAAAACACAUCAAACAUGAGCGAUGUGGGAGGCUCAAUCUUUGACAAAACAGAGUGGGAAACCUGGGGUCCUUCCUAGCUCAUUCUUUGGUGCCACGUAUAGGUUAUAACAUAUUUUUACGAUUUUAGAAAAUCAACCUAGUAAACCAACGGUAAAGUCGACAAGUAAAAAGAUGACAAGAACAUUUACAGUUUCCACUACACCUGCAAUUUUACCAUCUCAAAGUAGCCUUGAAGGCAAGUGAUGUUUUUGUCUAAUUAUACAUAGUGAUGUAUUGUACAUAUUAGUGUAGGUGAAGGGGUGGGGGAAGUGUGCUAAUCAUCCUUGCUUGUAGGAAGCAUGACCGAUGUGGGAGGCUGUGGUUGUCCAAGGUGGCCAGGUUAAGAUAAAAGGGUUGACGUUUUGAAACCAGAGCACCCGGAGAAAAUCCUCGAAGCACAACAGAGAACUAACCACAAUUCUACUUCAAUUAGUUUUCAAAUACAUAAGGCCAGGGUCAAACGUCGAACUUUUCAUGCGCCGAACCUAAUGUUAAUGAGCUAAGUUCUUUGUUUCACUUCAUUUGCAUUAGGUUCGGCGCAUGAAAAGUUCGACGUUUGACCCUGGCCUUAAUUAAGUGAGAUCAGGAUCGCCCAUCAAGCAACAAUACCUGGUCCUCAUCCUUCAGUAGCAGGCUUAAGUAACUUACUUUUUUAUACUCUUUAUUCACAUAGUCAAUUUGGAUUCAAUUUGCCUUAUGCAAAUAAGUAUUAAAUCUUAUUUUAUUCAGACAAGGGAACAACGGAUGAUUCUAGCAAAAUCAUUAUCAUAGUGACAACAGUAGGUGCUGGCGUAUUUCUUAGCAUUGUGCUUAUCGUCUUAUUGAUGAAAUACAAACGACGGCAGCGGGCUCCAAAAUUAUCCACUCCUGUCAAUAUUCCAUUGGCGACGAAUGAAACUUCACCAGAACCAUUGCCAGUUGAUGAGGUAAAUUAUUUAUGAUCAUGGUGUUGGGAACACAGUGAAUGGUUAUUACGUAUGGGCCUCUAGGAAGAACAGUUUCGAACUGAAAGCACUAUCCGAUUAAUAUUAAAAAAGUUAGUUUAGUUUAGAUUUCUUUCUGUGAUAACAUACUGGAUCAAUAAAAGAUGGUUAAGGCGGUUUUCCACUAGGCGAAAUUUUUCGAUCGAACCGAAAUUUCUAUUGUUCAAAUUCAAAAGAUUUCUGAUUAGUUCCAUCUGAGUGCUUUUAAGACAAAAGAAAAUUUCGAUUCGGUCGAAAAAUUUCGCCUAGUGGAAAACCGCCUUUAAUGGACCUCUAUAGGAAGAACAACUUCGAACUGAUAGAGUUAUCCAAUAUAAAUAUAGUAUUAGUUUAGGUUUCCUCCUGUAGUAACACUGAAUGAAUAACAACAGAUGGUCCUCACUGAACCUCUAGAGAAAACAGUUUGAACUGAUAGUAUAAGUCAAGUUACUUUAGUUUGUACUCGAACUUUUCUCUCCAGGUCCUUCAGUUUUUCUCUUUCAUAAAAACCAACUCUUAGAAAUUAUUUGUCAAGCACGUGUAUCGCGAGCCUCUGACUCGGGCGAAUUGGGCAACCACGCCCUGUGUGUAAUCACAGAAUAAAGACAUACAGAAGUGUAACUUCCAUUACAAAACCGUAAGGCGCUUUUUACCGAAAUAGCUGGCGGCCAUGUUCUUAGCAAGUGCCCUAAAGAGAGGCAUUCACCCCCCUGGAAUAUUAAAUUUUCAAUAUAUUUUCAGGGGGGUCACUGCCUCUCUUUAGGGCACUUGCUAAGAACAUGGCGGACUGAAAAAAUCCCUUACGCACUUUUAAUAAGAAGAUACACUUCUGUAUGUCUUUAUUCUGUGGUGUAAUCGUCAUUAAAUUAAUCAUAAUCAUUCUUACAAAAAAGCAGGAGGAAGUUUACGAAACUGUCGUGAACGUUGAUCAAGGGUUUUACGAAGACGUCGACACAAAUGCAAACGCGUCUGAAGAAGUAUCAUCUGAAGGUCAGUAAUAUCACAGAUUAGAUAUUAAUAUCUAAAUAUAUAUAUUAGGUACUAUUUACAACAUGAGCGGCCGUGUAGUAUCGGAUAUAUAAACUCAAGCCGAAGGAGAGAGAGUUUGUAUAUCAGAUACAACACGGACGCGAAUGCUUUAUAUAGCUUGUGAAGCGUCUCGAUGAGAACAUUCGUAUUCUUCAACAAUUUAAAAUAAAUUAAUGAUAUAAAUUUAGUGAGAAAAUUGAUCUUAAAGUUAUAUAAAUCCGCAUGAUUUUGUAACAGAUAUGCAAACUAAUUCACACGCUCAUGAUUUCUUUUGUGUUUUCUUCAUGAAUUAUUACUGCGUUUCGCAAAUAUUAAUAUGUAACCUGUGGUAAUUUGUUUAAAAUUCUACUAACCUUGGUAUGUCUAAUAUUUGCUCAUUCUAAGAAGAAAUGUAAUAAUAUAUCUUGGUAAAGAAUGAAAUGUAAUAAUAUAUCUUGGUUGAAAAGAAACGCGUCUUGAUAAUUGUGUUCACUGUAGAACGAUGAUGAGAGUUGGUAAGAGAUAAUGAAGAUUGAAACUCUCGCUCGUGUCAACUUUGAGCUGGUUCAAGUUUUGAGUAGAGUUCAUGAGAGUUUUUGCUGUGCUUGGUAAUAUCCAGUUAACUCUUAUCAGUGUUGAGCUGGUUCAAAUUUUGAGUAGAGUUUAUGAGAGUUUUUGUUGCACUUGGUAAUAUCCAGUUAACUCUCGUCAGUGUUCAGCUGGUUCAAAUUUUGAGUAGAGUUCAUGAGAGUUUUUCUUGUGCUUGGUAAUAUCCAGUUAACUCUCAUCAGUGUUCAACUGGUUCAAAUUUUGAGUAGAGUUCAUGAGAGUUUUUGUUGCGCUUGGUAAUAUCCAGUUAACUCUCAUCAGUGUUCAGCUGGUUCAAAUUUUGAGUAGAGUUCAUGAGAGUUUUUGUUGUGCUUGGUAAUAUCCAGUUAACUCUCAUCAGUGUUCAGCUGGUUCAAAUUUUGAAUAGAGUUCAUGAGAGUUUUUGUUGCGCUUGGUAAUAUCCAGUUAACUCUCAUUAGUGUUGAGCUGGUUCAAAUUUUGAGUAGAGUUGAUGAGAGUUUUUGUUACGCUUGGUAAUAUCCAGUUAACUCUCAUCAGUGUUGAGCUGGUUUAAAUUUUGAAUAGAGCUCAUGAGAGUUUUCGUUGUGCUUGGUAAUAUCCAGUUAACUCUCAUCAGUGUUCAGCUGGUUGAAAUUUUGAGUAGAGUUCAUGAGAGUUUUUGUUGUGCUUGGUAAUAUCCAAUUAACUCUCAUUAGUGUUGAGCUGGUUGUUGAAAUUUUGAGUAGAGUUCAUGAGAGUUUUUGUUGUGCUUGGUAAUAUCCAAUUAACUCUCAUUAGUGUUGAGCUGGUUCAAAUUUUGAGUAGUAGUUCAUGAGAGUUUUUGUUGUGCUUUGUAAUAUCCAGUUUACUGUUCUUAUCAACUCUCAUUCUUGUUUGACCAGGGUUUAUAAUCUUUUGUUUCUAAAGGCAGGACAUCAGAUCACGAAGAGGUUGAAGUACCAUCAAAUGCACAAAAGGUUUCUGGACACACUGAACUUAAUAAACGACCCGAUACCUUGAAAAGCGGGGCGACAGGCGAUGGUGAUCAUCAGGCACAUUUAAAGGAGGAUAACGAGUACGUAGUACCGGUUUCAGAGGAACCACAACACGAAACAUCAGGUCAAAAUGAAACCUGUGAAGAGCCCAAAUUAUCGCCAGAAAAUCCUGUUUAUACGGAGCUUGAUGUGAACGGCAAGAAUACAACGGAAGAUGGUACCUAUCAGGAACAAGUAAAGCAAGACUCAGAUUAUGUUACACCAGCUCACGAGAGAAGAGAGUCGUACGAAAACAUGAAAAUGGGAGGAAACGUACUCUGGUACGUUUGGUAA